UUGAAGUUGUUGUUGCGCGUGGAGAAAUGGCGUCGUCCAUGGGAGGAAUGUUCCCUGGCCAGCAACCUCCUGGAUCUCAUCCACCUACUGUUCCUGGUGGUCCAGGUCAGCCAGGACUUCUCACAGGUCCUCCUGGAAACAGAGGAGCAAAUAGCACGUUGGUAGAUGAACUGGAAGCUUCGUUCGAGGCGUGUUUUGCAUCGCUUGUAAGUCAAGACUAUGUGAAUGGAACAGACCAGGAGGAAAUUCGGACUGGGGUCGAUCAGUGCAUACAAAAGUUUUUAGAUGUGGCCAGACAGACUGAAUGCUUCUUCCUUCAAAAGAGACUGCAGCUGUCUGUACAGAAACCAGAACAGGUGGAAAAAGAGGAUGCAUCAGAACUGAAGAAUGAACUCCAAAGGAAAGAGAUGCUGAUUCAGAAACAUCUAGCCAAAAUCCACCAUUGGCAGCAGGUGUUGGAGGAUAUAAAUGUCCAGCACAAAAAACCCACAGAACUGCCUCAGGGACCCCUGGCCUUCCUGGAGCAGGCUUCAGCAAACCUCCCUGCUCCUAUGAAACCAAACUGAUUCCUGUGCAGAGAUCUAUCUUUCAAUGCCCACAUCAUAAACUCUGCAUGACAAUUUGUACCAUAAGCCCUUGUUGAAUAUUCUGUCAGUGAUGCUUUCAUUAUGUUUUGUUUAUGAGUGAAGUGAUCUAUUUUUCACUGGCCAUGACUCCAGCAGAAAGCCCAUAAUGCAUUAAGUUACAGUUUUGAUCAUACCAAGAAUGUUAGACCUCUGAUGUAUAGAAUGGAGUUGUUAAAAAAAUUGAUAACAUGUUAAUCUUAAAUGGGCAGCAGCCAGCAGGAAUGAGCUUGGUGUUUUGUAUUUAGAGAAUUAGUGGAGUAGUGGAAUUGUUUACUUGGUGGAAGGAGGGGAUUUUUUUAAUGUUUAUAUUUCAUAAACAACUUUUGUACAGUUAGGUUAGAAUAAACACAUUGUGAUAAUUAUCAAAGUUUGUUCUCCAAUUCUGUUGUUUCUUCCAGUAUUUCUGCAUCUCUUUCAGGUCUUUGGUGUAACUUGCACAUAUCAUUAACACUUCUUCAUUAUAUAUUUUCAGAAAAUAAACAUCAAAACUAUUACACAUUUUUAACUAUUUCUUA
Messenger RNA from Triplophysa rosa, 1141 nucleotides. It is a transcript of the gene med28, whose product is annotated as mediator complex subunit 28. NCBI's taxonomy places the organism in Eukaryota, Metazoa, Chordata, Actinopteri, Cypriniformes, Nemacheilidae. Gene Ontology annotation, cellular component: mediator complex. The record is from RefSeq and is a predicted model, not a curated record. The coding region runs from base 27 to 566 and encodes 179 amino acids. The transcript is spliced from 4 exons.